Rhinichthys klamathensis goyatoka is the source of this 1028-nucleotide messenger RNA. It is a transcript of the gene spc25, whose product is annotated as SPC25 component of NDC80 kinetochore complex. Lineage: Eukaryota; Metazoa; Chordata; Actinopteri; Cypriniformes; Leuciscidae. The record is from RefSeq and is a predicted model, not a curated record. Gene Ontology annotation, cellular component: Ndc80 complex. The transcript is spliced from 7 exons. Bases 132 to 842 code for a protein of 236 amino acids. Gene Ontology annotation, biological process: chromosome segregation.
AUUUUGUAGUUAUGAUGACGACGCGUUUAUGUGACGCCAUUUCCUGUGUAACUGCUGACGGUCCAGGCGCCGAUUUUUGAAAACAAGAAGAAUACAUUUGCGUUUAUUUUCAUUCCAUAAAACGGCUCAGCAUGGCAUCUAUCAGAGACUAUAAUGUAGUGGAGCAGUUCAACAGCCGACUGGAGGAGAUCAGGUCCAAACUUCUGGAUCAGGCCAUGGUAGAGGUGCUCAAUGACAGGGCUGCGGAGCUCUGUCAGGAUCACAGGCAGUACAUGAAGUCUGUCUUGGAUACUUGCUUUAAGAAAUGCAAGGAGGAUGAAACCAUGUUUGACAUGAUACAUGCUUACAAACAAGAUUUGAAGGAGAAAACAUCUUUACUGAAAGAAAAGAGUGCUGAACAGCUUGAGGUUGUGUCGGAGAUUGAAGACAAGGAGCAUCACAAAGCACUCUUAUUUCAGAGAAUUGACAAGCUCAAGAAGGAUCAGGCCAGAAACAGGGAAUUGAUUCAGUCACAAAACAAAGCCAACAAGGACAGACUGAAGAAGCUGAACAAGUGUAAAGACGUCUUUCAGAAACACCUCAGUCUUGAGAUCAGAAAAAUCCAAGGUGAGAAGCUGCAGUUUGUCUUCAGGAACAUCAGUCGUAAAGAUCCAGACAUGGUCCACACGUUCCUGCUCCAGCUUGAUGCAGAGGGCGUUUACCACAUCAUCUCUUGUGACCCUCCACUGGAGAAAAUGGCACAUCUAGAACGCAGACUGCAGGAGACCAACAACUUUUCCGCCUUCCUCGCUAAUGUCCGGAGAGAGUUCGUGGCGCUUCACAGCGGUGCAAAGAUGGCCUGACCGAUGAACCGAAGCUAACUGUUCAUUUCAGAUCCAUUUAAAGCAGUCAGAGACCCAGACACCAUAUUUGUAGAUAUCAUUACUAAGCAUAUUGAGCUUUUAUUUACCUUUCAAUUUUUUUGUACAUUCAUUUAUUGAUUUGUAAUUUUAGCAAUAAACAUAACAAAGGUUUUUAAAAAAAAAAAA